Messenger RNA from Magnolia sinica, 956 nucleotides. Its product is annotated as leucine-rich repeat extensin-like protein 3. The record is from RefSeq and is a predicted model, not a curated record. NCBI's taxonomy places the organism in Eukaryota, Viridiplantae, Streptophyta, Magnoliopsida, Magnoliales, Magnoliaceae. The transcript has a single exon. Bases 70 to 642 code for a protein of 190 amino acids.
UCUCUCUCCCUCUCCCAUUCAUUCACAACCCUCUCAUUGCCAGCCUCUCUCUCUCUCUCUCUCUGUGAAAUGGCCGUACUUCUCAAAAUUCCCCAACUCCUCUUCUCCGCAUUCCUGUUCGUCUUGCUUUUUCGAUCGUCUUCUUCAUCCACAGUCAUCAAAGACGAGAUUCUGUACAACUCGCCUCCACCAAUUGGGGUAGCCUGCACAAUGUGCUCCUCCUGCGACAACCCAUGCCACCCCAUCACAUCUCCUCCACCACCUUCCCCUCCUCCGCCCACCCCAUCUCCUCCGCCUUCGUCGAUGUCGUCCGAAUGCCCUCCGCCGCCGUCACCGCCCAGUUCCGAGUCACCACCCAGUUCCGAGUCACCGCCCAGUUCCGGCACCUACUACUACUCUCCGCCCCCACCCUCCAGUACCUACCUCUACGCCUCCCCUCCGCCUCCCGCCACCACCACCGCAAUCUAUCCUCCGCCCAAGUACAAUAACUUCCCUGCGCCGCCCCCUCCCAACCCCAUCUUCCCUUUCUUCCCUUUUUACUUUUAUAGCCCUCCGCCCGCGCCUGGCUCCUAUUCCGACUCUGUUCGCUUGAGGCCUUUUCCGUCUUUUUCUCUCUUUCUUCUCUUCCUAUGUUUUUUCUAAUAAGAUGGUGACGCGAGUUUAGCAGAUUUGCAGAGACGGCUUCGAAUUGUCUGAAUUUCCGAAAAUGCCCAUCCGGAUCUGCUGAAGGAGAGGCGCGUCUCGGGUACGGGUUUCGUUCCGAAAGGUAGGAACGAAGGCACGGCAUCAAGUGAAAUUCGAAGCCCUUCUCUCCGUUGGGAACUGAUCUGUAAUUUUCAGGUGUAUUUUGGUAUUUUAUUUUAAUAAAUAAAUGAAAUUUAGCAAUUUUUAAUUAUAUAAAUAAAGUUGCAUUAGAGAUAUGAGAACAUGAAUCCAUGACAGACUGUUUUCUCUGU